Molecule: messenger RNA, 541 nt
Organism: Drosophila biarmipes
Lineage: Eukaryota; Metazoa; Arthropoda; Insecta; Diptera; Drosophilidae
Exons: 2
Coding region: 112-402 (96 amino acids)
Source: RefSeq, a predicted model, not a curated record
CUUUACACUACUCUGUCGCUGAUUGCAAUGCAUUUUCACUUGAGUUUCUUUGGGAAACCUAUAAGUCGGACUUAUACAUAAAAAUAAAUUCACUGUGUAAUCAUACUUGCAAUGAAGUUGUUGAAAGGUUUACUCUUUGCACUUUGGGUAAUUCAGCUGUGCAGUGCUCAUCCCACCUACUUUCAUGGCUCAGAAGAGGUAAAUCUGGACCAACUAUUCGGAUUUAUUGGCAAUGUCGUCAACGAGGGCAUUAAGCUCCACAGAGGUCAUCUACAACAAGGGGAUAAUGGGAACCAUGGCGAUCCUUAUGUAGGCGGUCGAUAUGGACCAAAUAAUGGCAGACCAACAGUUGGGGUCUCCAAAUAUGAAAUCAUAGACUUGAAUAUCAAACCAAAAAAUUAAAAAGAAUAAUGUGUAGUAGUGUGAAUGAAAUGUUAAGUUAAAAGUUAAAUGAAAACAUUAUUAUUUACAUCAAGGUUUACUUUUAGAAGAGUAUAAAAUACGGAGAACAAAGAGCUUUGAAAAUUAAAACAUAAAAACU